CAGCACUCAGUACGAGCGCGGCGUUUCGGUGCACUGGAGGUGGUGUGAACUGGUGUGCAAGUGGCCUGUACCCUGCGCCACACCAGCGCGACACACCAGCUAGCGUUUAGCUUUACCCUCCCACCAAACAACCGCUUGCGGGAGGGUGCGAGCCGGGAAAAAGGGUGGUUUUGGGAGCUGCUUCACCGCUGCCAGUGUUUGGCGCAGCGCCUAAGUGCAUAGUGCCAGUCCCUGGCACCGUUCGAAUAGCGAAGAAGGAAACCAGCAUCUUCCAGCAUCACCGAUCAAUCCGCAUGAACCGCUAGCUGGCUGGCUUGUUCCGCGAUUGCUUGGUGCGAUUGAAAGAAGAGAGGAAAUAGAAAAGGAACGACUCUUCACCGAACCUCACCGUAACCCGAGCGAGUGAAGGCCGGACCGGUGCAGACGGUCCGGUUACGUCGGUUGGACCGCCGGCGAACGAUGUGACCGAACCGAAGCGACAUGGAUGCGGUGCGGUUUUCCAUCAUCGAGAAUGAAAUGCGGUGGGAGGACGAGUACCGGAUGUACUACCAGGAGGCGCACGACGCUGGCAGCGAUCCUACCGACAGUGCCGAUCGGCUCCGGCUGAGCAUCUCCAGCGAGAGUGAUGUCGGUGGGGUGGAAAUCUCGUCCCCGAAUGCGCCGCACGAGUUCGGGCCGGAUCGUGAGGCCGGUCACGAGGAGAUCUGGAGCCGGGCGGCCAUCGAGGGUGCCCUGCGGGAGCUCCCGGAAGGGGAACGGAUAGCGGAGUUGCUGGGUGGCGCUAGCGCCGUCGUGGUGGCUGCUGCUGCUGCUGCUGCUGCUGGUGAUUUGCUCGACGAGUUUGGUGCGCAGCUACCCACGCUGCUGCUGCUCGCCGUGUGGUACGGUAAGCAGGACCUGCUGCGGAAGGUGCUCGCACAGGAGGACGUCGAGGUCGAUGCGACGGACGGGGCCGGUCGAACUGCCCUCCACCUAGCCUGCUACAUCGGCAGCCACAGCAUGGCCGAGCUGUUGCUGCAACGCGGCAGCAACCCACAGCAGUGGGACCAUGGCCGGGUUGCCACACCGUUGCACUGUGCCGCCAGCUGCGGUAGCCUGGAGUGCGUGACACUGCUGCUGGCGGAGCGGAACGUCGACAUCAACGCUGGCAUCGAGCAACACUCGGCACUGCACUACGCGGUAAUGCGCAACAGCAAACGGUGCGUCGAGUAUCUGCUGCAGCACGGUGCCAACCCGAACACGCCCCAGGUCUACACCCAGACACCGCUGCACGUGGCCGCGGCCCUCGGGUACGCCGACUGUAUCGCACUGCUGCUGGCGCACGGUGCCGACGCUCGGUCCCAGUUCGGACAGAAGAAAAUCACCGCCCUCCACCUGGCGGCCUCCGAGAACUAUCUCGAGUGCGUGCGGUUGCUGGUGGCAGCCGGGGCAAACAUUAACGCGCGCAACCGGGACCAACAGACACCGUUACACCUGGCCUGCCUGUCCCAGUGCCACGAGACGGUUACCUAUCUGAUUGCGCACCAUGCGGACGUGCACGCGGUGUACCGGGAUGGCCGGACGGCCCUGCACGCGUCGAUCGUGAAGGAGUCGCGCUUCUGGGACUGCACGCUCAGCCUGCUGAAGGCGAAGGUGGACGUGAACCGGGCGGACAACUUUGGCUACACGCCCCUGCACAUAGCGGCACUGAACGAGUUCAGCACCUGCGUGUACAUGCUGAUCGAGUUCGGGGCGGACAUAACGGCGCGCACCAACGGUGGCGUGUCGGCCCUCUCGUUCAUCAUACGCCGUACACCGGAGAUCAUACCGAAGUACAUCGCCAAGCUCGACGCGGCCAUCAGCGUCAACAGUAUCCACGAGAUCGGUGACGUGGACUGUGAGAUACGGCUCGACUUUCGGCCACUGGUACCGAACAACGAUCGGGGCGAAACCGAGCUGCUGCUGGCGUUCAUCGAGGUCGGCCAGCGGCGCAUCCUGAAGCACCCGCUGUGCGAAACGUUCCUGCUGCUCAAGUGGCGCCGCAUCCGGAAGUUUUUCAUCUUCAGCCUCUUCUACCACGGUCUGUUCGUGCUGCUGUUCACCGCCUACGUGCUCGGUGUGUACGUCGAGGGUUGCCGGACGAACGUGUGCGAGGCACCGUCGUACGUGCCACCGAUCGGUUACGUGAUCAUCCUGUUCAACCUGGUGCUGCUCACGAAGGAGGUGUUCCAGAUGAUGCACGGAUUCGUCAGCUACGUCCGGUACUGGGAGAACUGGCUGCAGUGGAGCAUCGUCAUCGGGAUCUUUCUCUGCACGCACAACGCGCUCGGUGACAUCAACUCCGUGGUGGUGUGGCAGCAUCACGUGGCGGCGGUCGUGAUUUUCCUCGCCUGGCUCGAGCUGAUGAUGCUCGUCGGCCGCUUUCCCAUCUUCGGGCUUUACGUCCAGAUGUUUACGACAGUCGCGGUCAACUUCUCCAAGUUCCUGAUGGCCUACUGUUGCCUGCUGGUCGCGUUCGGUUUGAGCUUUUGCGUUCUCUUCCCGAACCACAUCGCCUUCAAGGGAAUCCCCCGGUCGCUGCUCAAAACCAUCGUCAUGAUGGCGGGCGAGCUGGAGUUUGAGGACAUUUUCUACGGUGAAAAUCUAAAAAUCGAAUACCCGGCGACCGCGCACGGUAUGUUUCUGGCGUUCGUGCUGCUGGUGACGGUGAUUCUCACCAACCUGCUGGUCGGUCUGGCGGUCAGCGACAUACAGGGGCUACAGCAAUCGGCCGGGCUCGACCGUUUGUCCCGGCAGGCGGAGCUGAUAUCGCGGCUCGAGAGCCUCAUGUUCUCGAAGCUGCUGCGCAAAGCGCCAAUCCGGAUCUGGGCCAUCUUUCAAAAGAUUGCCCUGCUGAAGACGUCCCGCUGCCGGUUACACUUUCGCGUCAAACCGAACGAUCCUCGGGAGAAAAGGAUUCCGAGGGAGCUGAUCACCUCGAUCUAUCAGCUGGUGGCCGAGCGGCGCGAGCGGAAUCAGUCGAUGCGAAGAAAGCGAACCUACCGCAACAUGGAAACGUUCAACAAUUUGCUGAGCGACGACGGUCUCGUUACCCUGCGCCGGAAGCAGCAGAAAACGAUCGACAAAAACCGAACCCUCUCUGGCAACCAUUACGGCGGUGGUGGUGGUGGCGGUUUGCGCCCGGACACGAUGCCUGCCACCUCCCUGAGCCAACCCCGGCCCGGCUCCACCGCAGCGCUCGAGGAAACGCAAAAGAUCAUUCUGAAGCGAUUGGACGCACUGAGGGAAGACCUCGAGGUGGUGAAGAAUAGAAUAAAGAUGAUAUGA
Molecule: messenger RNA, 3306 nt
Organism: Anopheles aquasalis
Lineage: Eukaryota; Metazoa; Arthropoda; Insecta; Diptera; Culicidae
Gene: pyx
Product: transient receptor potential channel pyrexia
Biological process (GO): monoatomic ion transmembrane transport
Cellular component (GO): membrane; transmembrane transporter complex
Molecular function (GO): monoatomic ion channel activity; protein binding
Source: RefSeq, a predicted model, not a curated record